CUAGGUGUCGCGCUAAUCGACUGAUUUAUUGAAUUUCAAAAUGGCGACCCUUCCGAUAAUAAAUCGUUUAGCAAAUUCGAGAUACUUAAUCUGUAAAAAUAAAGUUAUUUGUGCCAGUUUAACCACAACACCAAUAUGUAAAAAUUGGAAUAAGGAUUGGAAACCGGGCCCGUUUCCUACAACAGAAAAAGAACGUCGAGCGGCGGCCGAGAAAUAUGGUUUGCUGUACGAAGACUAUGAGCCAUAUCCAGAUGAUGGAUUUGGAAAAGGAGAUUAUCCAAAGUUACCUACUGUUUCAGGUGACGCUAGGGAUCCAUACGAACCCUUUGAUUUUCCUGCCUUGAAACGUAACUUCUGUGAACCUUUACAUGCCGAGGCUGACCUGUUAACAGAUACUCGUUUUAAUGCUAAUCAGAAAUUUCUAAUUCCAGUGUGGAAACAAUGUUUAUGUUUUCUUGGAGCUGUAGCUGGAUUUACGUUGCUUUAUUUUGUUUCAGAACCGUUUGAACUUAGUCCACCUGUUCUUCCGAAACAGUAUCCGAAAAAGGAUGUUGUGCAUUAUACUUUUGAAACAGCUAAUUGAUUUUUUAAACUUUUGGAAUAAUCACAUGUAAAAAACAAAUCAAGUAUAGUAGAUUAUUUAAUUUAGCAUUACAAAUGUAAUUACUUUAAAGACAUUACAGUAUAUGCAAAAACAAUUAUUGAAUAAAUCUGUCAAGAAAAUUCUACUUUAA
This is a messenger RNA of Centruroides sculpturatus (bark scorpion), 734 nucleotides long. RefSeq names its product NADH dehydrogenase [ubiquinone] 1 beta subcomplex subunit 8, mitochondrial-like (gene ND-ASHI). The transcript has a single exon. Gene Ontology annotation, cellular component: mitochondrion. Lineage: Eukaryota; Metazoa; Arthropoda; Arachnida; Scorpiones; Buthidae. Bases 41 to 583 code for a protein of 180 amino acids. The record is from RefSeq and is a predicted model, not a curated record.